AUGUUGCUUCUUCAGGGCCUGCUUGCAAUUUCACUUUGGUCCCGUGGAGAUGCACAGGCAGCACCACAGCAGAGCCCAAAUCUUCUUAGGAAGGUGAAGGGCAACUCUGCCAGUAUGGCCUGUAAAACAGGCAAGGAAGAUAUCCUGCACUGGUACAGGCAGCUCCCUGGAGAGCCACCAAAGAGGAUAGCCUACUUCUUGAGAAACACAUUUUUUGAUCAUGAUCAGCAUAAAACAAAAUUUCAGAUUCUGAAACAUUCAUCUGAGCCUCGUUAUCGUCUCAUGAUAAAUCAUUUAACCCCUCAAGACUCUGGCACUUACUUCUGUGCAUAUUGGCGUUCUCAUGUCAUCACAGCAUUAGACAGGCAAAGAUCAGCUGCUGACCUGACAGAAAGAAAAACAGACUUUCCCAUAGGUGGAGACAUGCAGGCAGCACCAGAGCAGACCCCGGAGUUUCUUAUGCAGGCACCAGGCAGCUCUGCCAGCCUGGCCUGUCAAAUAAGUGAGGAUGCUGUCCUGCACUGGUACAGGCAGCUUCCUGGAGAGCCACCAAAGAGGAUACUCUGCUUCUGGCGACAGAACACAGUUACUGACAACAGUAGAGAGCAAGGGAAAUUUCAAGCAAACAUGCUGCUGCUGCUGGCAGCGCUCAUGGCUACAGCCUCUUGGUCACAUGGUUUUGCACAAGAAUUUCCUGUGCAGAGCCCCAUAUCCAUUACCAAGUUCCGAAAAAGUGCACGGAUGUCGUGUGAAUUUCCCACAGCCUCAAGCUUGGAUAGCUCCGUCAUACACUGGUAUCAACAGAAGGAGGGUAAAGCUCCAGUGCGGCUGCUGUACUUUGCAGAGGGGAGAGCUUCAGUUGAAAGUGUCUUUCAAGCAGAGAGGUACAUGGUUGAAAAUGUUCCCGGACGGAGCCGGUGUGUUCUUACAAUAAGCAAUGUAGUUCCGGAUGACACUGCUACCUACUACUGUGCCUACUGGGACCCGUGGAGCAGCUGGGUCAAAUAUUUUGGCAGUGGAACCAAGCUAAUUGUUUCCAACAAACAAAUUUCAGCACCAGCAAACUCUGAAAUCCUGCAGAAGAAACAUGACAAUCAGAUAACAUAUGUUUGCCUUAUUGAGAAAUUCUACCCAGAAGUUAUUCAGGUGAAAUGGACCGAUGGAGAAAAUAAGGAGGUAACAGACAACGUGGUAAAAGGAGACACUUGGAAACUCACAAAAGAGGAUAAAUACUCAAUCAGCAGCUGGUUAACUGUGCCAGCAGAGAACAAAGACAAGAACUACUACUGCAAAUAUGAGCAUGAAAGCCAGCAGCGUUCACUGCCAGCAAAAGGUCAUUUCACUGCAGACCAUUCAAGCAAGCAUGGUGCUUUGAAGGACAACGUCUGCAACUGGGAUGGACAGAAACUCACUCCCAGCUGUAUUUCUCACCAGGCCUCUUGCAUUCGAGAAAAUCCAGAGCUAGAAUCUUGCUGUUGGUGUGGAGGCUCCCUGGUCGUGCAGGGCUGCAGGCUUGCAAGAGAAGCAGCUGUCAUCACACAGGGGAAGUGGAGGAGGAGCAUUGGACAAACAGUGGCACGGGUGACCAAAGACUCUUACUCGUAG
Messenger RNA from Indicator indicator, 1605 nucleotides. RefSeq lists its product as uncharacterized. The coding region runs from base 1 to 1605 and encodes 534 amino acids. The record is from RefSeq and is a predicted model, not a curated record. The transcript is spliced from 10 exons. Lineage: Eukaryota; Metazoa; Chordata; Aves; Piciformes; Indicatoridae.